Wallemia mellicola CBS 633.66 is the source of this 1184-nucleotide messenger RNA. RefSeq lists its product as hypothetical. The record is from RefSeq and is a predicted model, not a curated record. Lineage: Eukaryota; Fungi; Basidiomycota; Wallemiomycetes; Wallemiales; Wallemiaceae. Bases 615 to 1130 code for a protein of 171 amino acids. The transcript is spliced from 4 exons.
CGAUGUUCAGCAGCAGUGUAAAUUUAGGUGGAUUAGUUAGGAAAGUACCUUGGAGGCUGUCUUCUACUCGUAAAUUCAGAGUCAGAGAGAGACUGAGAGACGUCGACCAGAAUAUCCAAGCAAUAAAGGACUCUGGUGUUCAAUUCAAGCGUCUGGAUGUAGCCAGUGCACUUCCAAGUGAAUCUGCUAUGCCUCCACGUGACAAGUACUUCACUUUCAACAAAAACAGCCCAACAUACCGUAAGGGUGUCCACAAGGUUCCUAAGUGGACAAAGAUCACACAACGCACCAACCCAGCCGGAUUCUAGAUUCUAGUUAUUGCAUUAUUGUGAGUCUCAUCUAACAUCCAAGACAGAGAGUACGCCUUACAGGAUGUUAAUACACGGAUGUAAAACCAAGAGCGCUUAACCCCAUGUGGACCUCCCGUAAACUGUUGCCUUCCGUCUGAACUUUGGCGUACUCUUUGUUGUUUGGAGAUUGUUUCAACUUCAUUUACUAAUGAUAUACCAAUAUAGACACGUAUAUAUACUCACUCAACCCCACCUGCAUUGUUGUACAACUAGUUGAAAUAUAUUGAUAUCAUUUUUGAAAAUACCUCACAUAGUUUGACGACGAUGAGUGCAGCAGAUACGCUGAAGAAAGAAACGACUGACGAGGACAUUCAAUAUUCUUCUGGAUCUGAAGAAGUUUCUGAAGAGGUGUCUGAAGUUGAACAAGCUGCCACAGAAGCUGUUGUCUCACCUAACCAGACUGUCGAAGUUGUGCAGCCAGUAGAGCCUUCGAAAAAGAAUGUAACACGUAAGCAACGCAAGAAGUCAGCUCCUACCGGCGUCACAGAUGUUGCAGACCUCACAAAGGUUCUCAACACCGCUGGACAGGUUAUCGACACAGCAACAAAGACCAUCAAGGAUCCACAAGAACCAUCGGAGGUCAUUCAAGAAGCUCAACCAACAAAGGUUGUACAGCCUAUUAUCGAAGAAGGCCUCAAAUCUGUCGUCCAGACUGGCAAAAAGGCAGAUGGAUCUAACAAGAACAACCCGAUUUCGCUCAGAUUAGAUCUCAAUCUCGAAUUGGAGAUAUUUAUUAAGGCGAAAUUACACGGCGAUGUUUGCCUUAAACUUUUAGCAUAACAUUAUUUAGUUAAAUUACGACGAGAUUGUACUGAUAUUCUUAUGAUGUUGACC